UCGGGUGUAGGGCGGGCGGGCGCUGCGGCGGCCGCGGCUGCUGCUUCCUCGGGCCAUUUUGCUGUGGAGCGGCGGGGAGGAGGAGUCGCCGAGGAGACCCCGGGCGAGGAGCUGCGAGCCGGAGGAGGCCGCGCGGACUCCGGGCUUUCCGCCGUCGCGGGGAUCUCGGGGGGCAAAGGGAUCGCCGGGGAGGGGGACCAGAGAGCCGCGCCCGCCGCGCGGAGCGCCCCUUAGCGUCCCCUGCACCAUGAGCUGGGGCACCGAGCUCUGGGAUCAGUUUGACAACUUAGAAAAACACACACAGUGGGGAAUUGAUAUUCUUGAGAAAUAUAUCAAGUUUGUGAAAGAAAGGACAGAGAUUGAACUCAGCUAUGCAAAGCAACUCAGGAAUCUUUCAAAGAAGUACCAACCUAAAAAGAACUCAAAGGAGGAAGAAGAAUACAAGUAUACGUCAUGUAAAGCUUUCAUUUCCACCCUGAACGAAAUGAAUGAUUAUGCGGGGCAGCAUGAAGUUAUCUCCGAGAACAUGGCGUCACAGAUCAUUGUGGACUUGGCACGCUAUGUUCAGGAACUGAAACAGGAGAGGAAAUCAAACUUUCACGAUGGCCGUAAAGCACAGCAGCACAUCGAGACUUGCUGGAAGCAGCUUGAAUCCAGUAAAAGGCGAUUUGAACGCGAUUGCAAAGAGGCGGACAGGGCACAGCAAUACUUUGAGAAAAUGGACGCUGACAUCAAUGUCACAAAAGCGGAUGUUGAAAAGGCCCGACAACAAGCUCAAAUACGUCACCAAAUGGCAGAGGACAGCAAAGCAGAUUACUCAUCCAUUCUCCAGAAAUUCAACCAUGAGCAGCAUGAAUAUUACCAUACUCACAUCCCCAACAUCUUCCAGAAAAUACAAGAGAUGGAGGAAAGGAGGAUUGUGAGAAUUGGAGAGUCCAUGAAGACAUAUGCAGAGGUUGAUCGGCAGGUGAUCCCAAUCAUUGGGAAGUGCCUGGAUGGAAUAGUAAAAGCAGCUGAAUCAAUUGAUCAGAAAAAUGAUUCACAGCUGGUAAUAGAAGCUUAUAAAUCAGGGUUUGAGCCUCCUGGAGACAUUGAAUUUGAGGAUUACACUCAGCCAAUGAAGCGCACUGUGUCAGAUAACAGCCUUUCAAAUUCCAGAGGAGAAGGCAAACCAGAUCUCAAAUUUGGUGGCAAAUCCAAAGGAAAGUUAUGGCCAUUCAUCAAAAAAAAUAAGCUUAUGUCCCUUUUAACAUCCCCCCAUCAGCCUCCCCCUCCCCCUCCUGCCUCUGCCUCACCCUCUGCUGUUCCCAACGGCCCCCAGUCUCCCAAGCAGCAAAAGGAACCCCUCUCCCACCGCUUCAACGAGUUCAUGACCUCCAAACCCAAAAUCCACUGCUUCAGGAGCCUAAAGCGUGGGCUUUCUCUCAAGCUGGGUGCAACACCAGAGGAUUUCAGCAACCUCCCACCUGAACAAAGAAGGAAAAAGCUGCAGCAGAAAGUCGAUGAGUUAAAUAAAGAAAUUCAAAAGGAGAUGGAUCAAAGAGAUGCCAUAACAAAAAUGAAAGAUGUCUACCUAAAGAAUCCUCAGAUGGGAGACCCAGCCAGUUUGGAUCACAAAUUAGCAGAAGUCAGCCAAAAUAUAGAGAAACUGCGACUAGAGACCCAGAAAUUUGAGGCCUGGCUGGCUGAGGUUGAAGGCCGGCUCCCAGCACGCAGCGAGCAAGCGCGCCGGCAGAGCGGACUGUACGACAGCCAGAACCCACCCACGGUCAACAACUGCGCCCAGGACCGCGAGAGCCCAGAUGGCAGUUACACAGAGGAGCAGAGUCAGGAGAGUGAGGUGAAGGUGCUGGCCACGGAUUUUGACGACGAGUUUGAUGAUGAGGAGCCCCUCGCUGCCAUAGGGACGUGCAAAGCUCUCUACACAUUUGAAGGUCAGAAUGAAGGAACGAUUUCUGUAGUUGAAGGAGAAACAUUGUAUGUCAUAGAGGAAGACAAAGGCGAUGGCUGGACCCGCAUUCGGAGAAAUGAAGAUGAAGAGGGUUAUGUCCCCACUUCAUAUGUCGAAGUCUGUUUGGACAAAAAUGCCAAAGGUGCUAAGACUUAUAUUUAAUACCAUAAAAAAAAAAAAAACUGUAAAAAAAUGGAGUUGUUUCUCCCCACAACCGUGACUGUUACAGGCAGUUCCUCAAGAGACUGGCUGGCAAGCACCACAGUGCGUGUUCUCCUGUAGUCUCACAGUGGACUUCAGGGUCCGGGCACCUGAAUUGCCUUGUCUAGUUUGGGCUGUGAUCAAGUUUCACUUGCUGAUGAAAUUUUAUGUGGAAAGCUGCCAACCGCCAACUUACAGCUGUGUCAUUCAAAAUCUGAUAAACAUUUCUUCCUUUGGCGGUAUCUGUAGAUUAAAAAAAAAAAAAGUUGCAUUGUAGCUUCUCAUCUUUCUGAAUUUAAAAGCCGGCACACAUCAUGCAGAUGCCAAAGACUUCCCUACUCUUGUUUAUAUCUAGUAUCCACCAUACACUGAGCUACAUUAGGAGGUUACAGAUUAUAACUUAAUAAACUGAACUGUGUUAGGUUGUUAAAUUGUAUACUCAUUCACUUGGGAGGAAGUCACAAGUAAAAUAACAUCUCCUCCUUCUUGACUAAAGCAGUAAAUAAGAUUCUUGUAUUGGCACCAAAAGUGUGUAUUUUUACUUAAACAUGGUCAGCAUCCUUGGUAGGGCAUCACGAGUAUCCUGUUACAUCUAUGUGAUCCCAGACGACCAGCUGAAAUCUGGAAAAGUUUGGUGAAUUGACCAGUUGAUUUUUACAUGGCAUUGCUGAUUUUCCAAGUGUCAUCAAAUUGACAGGUUUUUUGUUGUUGUUAUUGUUGUGUUUGUGUUUUUGUCGUUGUUGUUGUUGUUUUGAGACAGGGUCUGGCUCUGUUGCCCAGGCUGGAGUACAGUGGCUCACUGCAACCUCUGCCUCCCCCAGGUUCAAGUGAUUCUCCUGCCUCAGCCUCCCGAGUAGCUGGGAUUACAGGCGCGCACCACCACGCCCGGCUAAUUUUUGUAUUUUUAGUAGAGAUGGGUUCGUUGUGUUGGCCAGGCUGGUCUCAAACUCCUGACCUCAAGUGAUCUGCCUGCUUCUGCCUCCCAGAGUGCUGGGAUUACAGGCGUGAGCCACUGUGCCUGGCCCAAACUGACAGUUGACCAGAUGUGCUAGUGCUGUUUAGAUGCAGUUACUUAAAGGCAGAGCUUGUCCAUGCAUCAGCUCCUUUUGGCUGUGAUUUUUCUCUCACACUUUGUUCUGUUUCUGUUGGUUUUACAAGUAGAGCUGCACUCACGCUUGCCCAGGUGGGGCUAUACGUAGAAUGUGGUGUGGCAGCAAAUGCUUCUCCCCACAGAUCUCAGCACAUCGCUGUUCAAAGAGUUUGGGGGUUUUGCUUUUGUUUUUUUGGUUUUUUUUGUUGUUGUUGUUGUCGUUUGCUUUCAAUCAUUGGCAAAAUUUGGAUUUACUGGAAAUUAUUUUAGAAUUUCUGGCUCAUUUUAUACAAUUAACUGUAGCCAGAAUGAAAUAAAAUGUCUCACCACAUCGAAAGGAAUCUAGGCCACAUGAGAGUUUGCAUUUUUAAAUUGGCAUUGAUGUGGGAGGGGAGAUAGUGAAGUUGGUCACAUGCGUAGAUGGUUGCCAGGCAUUUCACUGUGCCCAUGGCGAGAACCCACCCUGAGAUCAUAGACAGCCCACUGCAAAUGCGUCAGAAUGAAGGUGUUGGGUCAGAUUCUCUUUUUAUCUGAUUUUGAAAAUUAUUUCCUUGUGUCCCUCCUACUUUCAAGUAGGAAAUUAGCCCCUGCCUGCCUCUACGUUGUGGGUUCAUUUGAUCAGCUCAAGUCCAUUUAAAGCUGAUUUUCCAAGCAGUCCCUGCAUUCGGGCUCUAGAACCUAGUAGGGGCUGUGGAUGCUAGGGGCUGUGUUUUCAGAUUCUCACAGCCAGUUCACCUUUACUUAGUGACAGCCUGAUUUUUUAAAAAACAUUUUUUUUUUUUUUUUUUUUUGAGACGGGGUCUCGCUCUGUCGCCAGGAUGGAGUGUGGUGGCACAAUCUUGGCUCACUGCAAACUCUGCCUCCCGAGUUCAAGCGAUUCUCCUGCCUCAGCCUCCCGAGUAGCUGGAACUACAGGCGUCUGCCACCACACCCAGCUAAUUUUUUGUAUUUUUAGUAGAGACGAGUUUCACCAUGUUAGCCAGGAUGGUCUUGAUCUCUUGACCUCGUGAUCCAUCCACCUUGGCCUCCCAAAGUGUUGGGAUUACAGGCAUGAGCCACCGUGCCUGGCCUUUUUUUUUUUUUUUUUUUUUUUUUGAGACAGAGUCUCACUCUGUCACCUAGGCUCAAGGGCAGUGAUACAAUCCUGGCUCACUACAACCUCUCCCUCCUGGGUUCAAGUAAUUGUGCCUCGGCCUCCCGAGUAGCUGGGAUUACAGGUGCCUGCCACCACACCCGGCUAAUCUUUGUAUUUUUUUUUUUUUUUUUUAGUAGAGACGGGUUUUCACCAUGUUGGCCAGGCUGGUCUCAAACUCUUGGGCUCAAGUGAUCCACCUGCCUCAGCCUCCCAAAGUGCUUGGAUUACAGGGUGAGCCACUGUGCCAGGCCCAAAUUUCUUUUGGAUGCUUUUGCUGACAUAGUAUCAAUAAAGCCACCCAUCCUGACCCCAGGCCUCUUUGUAAAUAUUGCAGCAAGAAACUCAGCUGACCCUUCAACCACAGGGAUCUGUUUAAAUGAGCAGUAGGAAGUUUCCAGCUUUACCCCAGUAAACAAGUGAAUGGGAAACCUAAGGUAUUAAAAUCUGACCUUUCUAUCUGAUGACAAACUCAUUUCCAGUCUGUGAACUCCUGGACAAAGCAAACCAACCGCUGAAAAACUCGAAAAUAGGGCAAGACGACAUUAGCCUUGUAAAAGUCUGCUUUGAAAAAAGGCAUUCUGUCAAGCUGUGUAUUUUUUUCUUAUUUAAUUCAAAUUUAGUUAUUUCGUUAUUCAAAUUUAAUUCAGAAAAUAGCUCAGUUGGUUUCAGGGGGAAUGGGGUGGGAGGGGUUUGGGCACAUAAAUUUCUGAUGAUAAUUUUAAAUGUAUGAUCAUUAAGUUGUAUGCCUCAGUACUAUAACAGGUGAAUCUCUGUAAUAUUGACUAAACAGUUAAAGAUAUUUUGUAAAUUUCAAGUCCAUCUCAUCAAUGCAUGAAAUAUUAGAAAACCAAAUUCCAAAGAAUCAGGAAUUUCCAUUUCCACCCAAAGUAUACUUUAUUAUCUUCUAGCAGUUCUCUGUUAAAAUAAAAGAAGCAAAAUCUCAGCUACUUACAUAAUUUUCUCCUUUUAUUUGAAAGUUACACUUAGACAGUAAUAAUAUGUACAGAGAAGCCUUUCCUCCCUACUCUGUUUAUAACUCUGUCCAACUUGCCCACAAACACUGCCCUCCUUAAACCCAUCUGAUGUGGGCAAAGCCACUGUUUUCUUAGGCCCAUAACUCAGUGCAGCUGUUUUAUUUUUAUAAUGCCGGUCAACCUUUUGUGUGUGUGUGUAUGUGUGUGUGUGUGUGGCGUCUACGAUGUGCUUAUUUAAUAAUUGCCAAAAUAUUUAGACUAGAAUAACUUCCGGUGGGUCAAUUGGAUUGUGACUUUCUUUUGUGGUUUUUUUGGUUUUUCGAUUGCUGUUAAGUAUUUUCGUAAUUCCCCCCACAGAAUACAUGCGUAUAUACUGCAACUUAAAAACUAAAAGCAGUACUUGAAUGAGUUGUUUUAAUGUUGUACUUUUAUCUGUUUGUUUUAUGGGUUCUCCUGCUGCCUAAUGACCUUUCUGUUUUUAUAACUGCCGGAAAGCCGCGAAGCCUCUCGCACGGGGAGCUAGGUCCCCGCUGCGGCUCCGCACUUGAGUUUAUAAACUCUGGGGUUCUGAGUAAGUUUUGUUUGAAUACAGCAACGUGAUUGUCUCUUUCUAUUCUUAUCCUUAAAGAAAAGACUCUUGUCUGGCAUCUUUUAGUUGUACCCUCAUAUCUGCCUCUCUAAUAAAUGUUAUAUUUUUUCUCA
Molecule: messenger RNA, 6053 nt
Organism: Symphalangus syndactylus (siamang)
Lineage: Eukaryota; Metazoa; Chordata; Mammalia; Primates; Hylobatidae
Gene: FNBP1
Product: formin binding protein 1
Biological process (GO): signal transduction; endocytosis
Molecular function (GO): protein binding
Source: RefSeq, a predicted model, not a curated record